AUGUAUUCCCAAUCAUAUGGCGCGGGGUUUCAUCAACUAUCCCACCUCCCACAAAACGGCGCCAUCCCUUCGCUCGCGAUUGCCGGUCCUUCCAGAGCCCAACACGCUGGCGAAAUGCAUCAUCACUUUGACCUGAGCCAUCAGCCUGGUCCAGAGAGCCUUAUAGGCAGACCGAUCUAUUUUACUGAAGGACAAUUCGCUGGUAGGACUAUCCGCGCUACCUUGGACGAAAUACAAGCUGCCGCGUUUGGACGCAAGUAUGCCAAAGUUGAUCGGAGACCGCUAGAUCCUCCUCCAGUUGCCUGCCUCCGGCUUUAUGAGGUCUUCAAUCCUGGUACAGCCGCACAGACGGAGCAAGAGCUAGACUAUGAUAAUAUUCACAUUCUAGGCCUCAUGUGUACUGUGGACCUCAUCCCCGUCCCGCCGCCGUCACCUGAGGUGUCGCCGCCAGCAUCGCCAAGCUAUUACCCGGCCGCACCAGCGCCGGACGGAACAUAUACGUUUCGCUCUGUGCCAGACCAUAAUAGUCAUUAUCCAGUGGCCUCGUCUCCCACGACAUCCAAGGCUACAACCGCCCUUGCAGGCACCACUUUUGUCCAGGUCGAUCCUAUACCGUGGAAGGGGAAAACAUCAUUGCUAUUUACAUUCGCCGACCUUGCGGUGAAGAGCGAAGGGUACUUCCUACUUCAAUACCGAUUUUUCGACAUCUACUCGAAACCAAGUGGCCACACCAACCAGCCCAUCCAAGCAGACUGCUUCGGGCAGAUAUUCCGAAUCUAUUCAUCAAAGGAAGUCCCACCGCUGGGAAGAAGCACUGAUUUGACGAAACAUCUCGCACGGUAUGGCGUUCGAGUCAAUGUCCGCGAAACAGAACGGAAACGCAAGCGGAAAGAACGGCCGACCAUCCUCAGCUCGCCGUUCACGACUGAGCGCGUUCCCGACAGAAUCCUCUCCGAUGCAGAUGGGAGUGAUUAUGACGAAGAUUAG
This is a messenger RNA of Mycena indigotica, 987 nucleotides long. Its product is annotated as Velvet domain-containing protein. Bases 1 to 987 code for a protein of 328 amino acids. The transcript has 7 exons. NCBI's taxonomy places the organism in Eukaryota, Fungi, Basidiomycota, Agaricomycetes, Agaricales, Mycenaceae. The record is from RefSeq and is a predicted model, not a curated record.